This is a messenger RNA of Notodromas monacha, 411 nucleotides long. NCBI's taxonomy places the organism in Eukaryota, Metazoa, Arthropoda, Ostracoda, Podocopida, Cyprididae. The record is from the annotation of a GenBank genome assembly.
AUGCCUGCGGAAACGGUCAAGUUGAUCGAAGAGACCAGAGCGGAAUCCAUCAGGAGUCCAAAUUGUCCGACUUCCGCAGCCAGACGGAAUCGUAUUCUCCAGCCGGCAAUUUGUUUGAAGCUGGUCCAAGUGAUCCUCGGAGUGAUCCUGAUGGUGCUGCAAAGGAAAUAUCGCAUAGUGCCGUCACUGACGGACCAGGACGCCAUCCUGUUAGUGCAAAUCACAUUCUCCUCAUUCCUGAUAAUAACCCCGCCCUUACUGCUGAACUACGUUACUGCCUCAAAUUCUGGAAGGACGCCAUUGCAGGGAAGUCUGGCGGAGGUCAUUUACCUGUUGGUUGGAGCAGUCCUCUUCCUCACGUGCGGUGCUACUUACAUCCACAACUGGUUAAACUUCCGCCCGGCGGACUUU